ACAGCCAGGAGACGUUGACAUUUAUAUUUGUAAAGUUAUUCAAUAGUUAAGGAAUGUAGUUUAUUAUUAGUUAAAAUUGUCUAUAUUUUGAAAUUAUUUUUUCUUAAAAAACACAUUUUAAUUGCUCUUUAAAGAAUAAAAAAAAGUUUGGUUAGUUUAUAACCUGUCAAAACAUAACCUACUUGUGCUGAUAGAAGUAAAACUAUUAGCAUAAAUAAUUUGUUUAUUUUAAAUCCUGUUCAAUUAAAUUGUAUAAAUCUGACAUGGCUGACACCGGUCCAUUUACAACAAGUACAGCUUUUUGUGCUAAAUGUGGUUCAAUAUUGCCUUUGUUACAAGAAUUUGGCUCUGUUAAAUGCUAUGCUUGCAAAGCUUCCUAUGAUCCAGACAGUUACAGCAAUAUUAAGUUCAAUUACACUAUACAUUUUAACACAGUUUCCGCAUUGAGUAAUGAUAAAAUUCUACAUAUGGACAACCCCGAGGGACCUGUUGUUGAACGAAAGUGUCCAAAAUGUGGUAAUGAUAGAAUGUCCUAUGCAACGCUACAGUUGAGAUCUGCAGAUGAAGGACAAACUGUAUUUUACACUUGUAUAUCUUGCAAAUACAAAGAAACUGAGAAUUCAUAGAGACUAUGUAUUUGUCUUAUAAUCGUUUUAAGUGAUACAAAUUAUAUAAAUAAAAAAACUAA
This is a messenger RNA of Danaus plexippus (monarch butterfly), 688 nucleotides long. It is a transcript of the gene RpI12, whose product is annotated as DNA-directed RNA polymerase I subunit RPA12. Gene Ontology annotation, molecular function: nucleic acid binding; zinc ion binding; DNA-directed RNA polymerase activity. Gene Ontology annotation, biological process: termination of RNA polymerase I transcription; DNA-templated transcription. Bases 264 to 626 code for a protein of 120 amino acids. The transcript has 3 exons. The record is from RefSeq and is a predicted model, not a curated record. Gene Ontology annotation, cellular component: RNA polymerase I complex. Lineage: Eukaryota; Metazoa; Arthropoda; Insecta; Lepidoptera; Nymphalidae.